Messenger RNA from Prorocentrum cordatum, 870 nucleotides. NCBI's taxonomy places the organism in Eukaryota, Dinophyceae, Prorocentrales, Prorocentraceae. The record is from the annotation of a GenBank genome assembly.
GCUCCGCGACAGGAGCAGGCCGGCGCCAAGUUGGCGCACGGCAGCGCUCCAGUUCUUCCUCUACCUCGACCUCUACAACUGCACGACGACGCACUACCCGCAAGCCAACGAGCGAGUCCAGAUGGUCAGGGCACAACACCACUUUCACGAUUUCAUCAGCAAGCAGCAUCAGGCCGGCAGCUUGAAGACAACUCUCGUUCGACUGCAAGAUGGAGAUCACGCUGCGAUGGUGCGCUUGGAGUCUAACUUCGACUUGGCGUCUCCGGGUAUCACCGACGCGGGAUUCGCCGCCAUCGAGGACGAUUCCGCGGCAUACCCCACCGAUGCAGCAGUGCGAGCUAAAGAGCGAGAGCGACAUUGGAAAUCUCAGGCCAUCGACCUGACGCAUGCGACUAAGACCAAGAAGAAGUUCAAAGUCGAGCAGCACGUCGAUGACUGUGGCCUCGACGAUUCACGUCUCAAACAAGCCUUGUGGACCUUGGACCAGACCAACGGGGGCAUCUACGACGACCGGCAGCAUCUCGUGGAAGACGAGCCUGACGAGAAUGCGCGCUCAUUCUUGGCUUUCACUCUGCGAGCGCAGCGCAGCACCGACGCCAGUAACCACUACAUUGAUGUCGUGGAGAUCUGCGGGGGCAACGCGAGGACAUCGCAGAUGCUGAUACAUCGGUUCCAUGAGACCAAGAUUGGCCUCAACUUAGACAUCGCGGCUGGCGUCGAUCUGUUAAAUCAAGCGCAGGAAGCGGCAUUGUGGCAGUAUCUCAGAUCAAACAGAGUCAUGGUGGCAAUAUUGAGCGCACCCUGUACUGGACUAGCUGGCUGGCAGACCCGGAACAAGUGCGCGAAUCCAGAUGCUUGGGGGCGCAGCAG